Molecule: messenger RNA, 255 nt
Organism: Sparassis crispa
Lineage: Eukaryota; Fungi; Basidiomycota; Agaricomycetes; Polyporales; Sparassidaceae
Exons: 3
Coding region: 1-255 (84 amino acids)
Source: RefSeq, a predicted model, not a curated record
AUGACUCAUUCAUCCGGCUGGCGCGGCAAGUUGAAUUCGCAGAUUCCAGGCUUUCAGAGGCAGCUGCAGGAGCCGCCGCGUCAUAUUGAUCGGACUCAGGCGCAGAUGAAAAGCUUGGGAGAGGGAAACCUGGCGUAUCACAGCGUAAUUUUUUGUUGCCCUUGCCCAACGAAGUACCCUGCCUUCUUGCCGCCGCACUGCCAUCGUUCGCUGCUGAAUGAAUGCCAAUUGCAAUUACUACGAGCCUGUGGGUGA